AUGGUCUUGCUGCAGCGAACAGCCGCGAAGGAGUCGCGUCUGCAGACGCGGAUGGCGGCACGCUAUCAGCACGUGUUGGGCGCCUUCCACGACGGUGUGCGGGAGUUCAAUAAGCAGCUGGACGAGGAGCAAAUGCUGCAACUUUUGAACCUGAAGGAAUUUCUGCGGCGCAGCCACGAGGAGUGGGAGGAGAAGCUGCGGGCGGAGAUGCAACGCGUGGAAUGCCACAAAAAUCAACUUGCGCAGCCCAUAGUGAGUGACGCGGACGAUGUCCUGCAGCCCUUCACGGACCAUUAUCACAAGGUCGAGGUAACCAUUGACGAUAGUAAGGCCCGGCUGCAGGAUGAGCGUCAGCGUCUCCUUCAUUUGUGCGUCGAAUUACGAAAUGCGCAUCAAAUGCGUGUUGAUGCCAUCGCCGUAUGCGAAGAGGCCUUGGAGACACGUGAAAAGGAGAGACGUGAGCGGCUCAAGAAGACUCUUGUGGAAUUUGUAGAGGCACUGACAAAAAUCAGCUACACAAGCAUCGGCGCUUCCCACGUCAUGGCGCAGCGGGCGAUUCAUGACAUCAACGAGCAUCUCUGCAAAAACCAAGCUGGUAGGAAAACAUUGUUGGCACAAUUGCGCUGCCGAGAAAUCUUGCGGCAACGGCACUAUAGCCGCCAGCUGGCGGAUGUGUACGGUGUGUCGCUGGAGCUCAUGAUGCGUAGUAGUUUACAGUGGGCAGUAACUUUGCUAAAGACGGCAUAUUUUCGCCGACCGCGGUGCCGAAUGCAGGCGUUGGAAAAGAUCAGCCAACUGGUUGGCAGCAUAAGACGUGAUGGGACGCAAUUUAUUGGUAACGUGGCAACAACGGUGCAGACGCUGCGGCGCGCACGUGAUCCACAGCCGAUGGAGUGCGGCCAGGUGUGCGGCGGCACGCUUCCCGAUGGCUGGCUACGCAGUUUUGAUUCUUGUCUCUUUUCACCCGUCUUUCCGGUGAGUCCCUCGGAGGUGACGAUGGAGUGGCGUGUAAAGGCGAACGUUCUGGUGCGUAACAUCUUGGUGCAGUGUGCCACAGUGGCGGAGGAAGUCCGUAUUGAGGAAGAGCGGCUGUGUGAAGAGGCGGAAUUGAUCCUCAAGGAAUUGCAUGCCCUUGUGCAGUGGGUCUGCCAGCCGGAGGAGAAAGAAACGGAGAUGCUGGAGAGGGCCUCAUUGCAUGGUGUAGAUGAUGUGUAUAAGCGCUUUACCAAUGCGAAUGCCGCGCUGCACGCACAAUUUAGUGGGGAGGUGGACACCGAAGUGUUGCCUUUGCUGGCAACCAUCCGACACGAGAGUGAGUGGUUCACCAGCGCGGUGGAGGUCGAGCUGAAUGGUCAGCACGGGACACUUGAAGGCUUUCUGCUCACUGGGCCGAGCAACGUUUUGCUGACAUUUGAGAAGGCGACGAACGCGUUGGAGGUGACGGUGACAAAGGCCUUUGGGUUCAUUCGUUCGCGUUUUAUUGAACUCUAUGAGGCACGUAAAGACCACGAUGAUGCCCUGCAACGCGUGGAGGCAGAACUCGCACGGAAGCAAAAAGAGCUGCAGCACUCGACAACAGUGGAGGCGGCGGAGAAAUUUUUUGUCGAGAACCUUGUUAUCCUUGAACGCAUCGCAGCGCAGCACGCGAAUUUCCACCGCCACACCGUGCAGUCACUGCAACGCAUCGUGCUGGAGGGGCAGACGGAGAUGGAGCAGCACUGCGCUAAUUUGUUGCUGCUCUUUGGCCUUGAAAGCGAGGAGGCGUGCGUGCGGCGCGAGCGUGAAUUGGCGGCGGCAGCAGCGGCAGAGGCGGCCGCGACGAAAAAAGGGCGCGGGAGGGGUGUUGUGGUGGAGUCGGACUCCGAAAGCGACGAGGAGACGAUGCCACCGUACCCAACCAUCACCGCAGUGGAUGGGCAGCUGUAUUUCAUCAUUGGACCACCGGCACUGGAAGACAAUUCGCCAGCCUCACCAGAAGUUGCAUCGCCGCAGUCGUCGCAGCAAAAAAGUCGGAAGAGCGGCGGGGGUGAUGUCAGACGCAAUUCUUCGACGUCAGGCAGCAAGAAGUUGUUGUCUCAGUCAAAACAGAGAGGCAGUAAAAAGAUUAAGGACAACCAAUCCCGGAGUGAAAGCGGCGCAAACUCCAGUCGACGUUCCCCGGUGCUGAGUGUCGUGCUACCGCCCGCCUUCUUGCAGACGUACGAGGCGCUUCUAAAGGACGCGCUUAAGGAAGAUGGCGGGACGACGUCCCUUUCGCUGUCUACCGUUGAGGCGUGGUGCGAGAUGCUACGGGUUGAAGUCCUCAACUGGACAGUUCAUCUUCGCCACGCUUCAAUGGAGCAUCUGCAGAAGCAGUGCAACGCACAGAAGUCCGCGGUCGAUGAGGAGACGAAUGAAAUUCUGCGGCAUCACCGCCGUCGCCCUGCCAAGAUGCAGUCUGAAUUUGAGGGGCGAGUACGCGAGGUCGAGGCGGUGCACUUGAAGAAAGAGAACCGCUGCGCUCGUCUGCGGGAGAGUUGUUUGGCGCUUGAAACCGCCUGGUCUUCUAUGGUAGCAUUUGGCGACGCAGAGGCCCUCAGUAGCCAACUGUUCGAGCAGCUUCAGGAACUGGAGAAAAUGGCUCCGAAGACGAACGCGAUAAAUGCGCUGGUGUCGCAGGAACGGAACUUUGCCUCCCUUGUCUCUUCCUCUUUGGAGGCUUAUACUAAUCACCAUUAUGGGAUUUUGACGGAUUUCACAAGGCAGAGGGAGUCGUUGGAGUCGGAGUGUCGUAGUUAUCUCCUUGGCUGUGGGAAGAGUGUUCCUGAUAACCUGGACGAUAUUCAUGACACGAGCGCAUGGGACGAUUGCAAUGACAGCAGCUGCAAAGAAGUCAUGGACACCCUGCUGCGGCUUCACAACGCCGCAAAGGCUUUCAAGGAGAAACUCAACUCAGAGCGCGAACAACACGUGCGGCGCUUGGACACGAUGAAGUCCAAUUACACGGCAGUAUUUGAGCAGAACGCCGGGGAGCUGCAACUUUUGGCGCGUCUGCAGGAGAUAUUGUCACGGCUCAAGGUGCAGGUACACUCCCUUACGACACUCUCGGAGACCAGCGAGGCGGAGAUUGAGGAGAUGCUUAAGGAAUUGGAGGAAAAACUCUCCUCGCAGUCCUUACCGUAUGACUUUUCCAGGGCGGUUGUAGAGAUGGUGGGUCGGGAGUAUGGCGUUUCUUUCAGCAAUGCGGAGGUGCGGUCGUCGACUGCUACCGGUCGUGGCUCCACUGCUUCUUCCCACGCCGUCACGCCCACGAAGAAAGUACAAAAAAUGGCAAGGGGUGCGGGGGCAGGUGCGAUCACAUUGACGCAAGACCGCACACGUGAGGUGGAGGCGGAGUUGAGUGGGCGGCUGGCAGAUCUAAGGAUCGAGACGCAGCGGCAGAUUCGUGCGAGUGAUCCGUCAAAAGUGAUGCGUCUUCUUGAUCACAUUCGCGAGAAAAUUUUUGUGCGUGGACGGCACCUUGACUGCCUACAGUACGGCGUGGAGCUAUUUAACGUACCGCAGGAAAACUACAUCGAUCCACGUCUUGGCGCUACUUCUGACGCAACCGCGGAGGAAGCGGCCACGACAGCAGCUGGAACGACAACACCAACACCAUCAACUACCUCUUUUUCUUCGCAAGGACGCCCACGGAGUAAGUCGAAGUCUUCUGCAAUACCGAGUUGUAUGAUGGCCGCGCUCUACACAACAACUGAACUUCCGGAAGUUAUUCCUGCGGAACGGCAAUUAAACGAGUGGCUUGCGGUGACGAAAUCACAGGUGGAAACUCUGACAGACCACCACUUUUCUAUGUACCCGCCACCGCUUCUGCGCCGAUUGCCCGGCAUGUCGGGGGGGAAUCUCAAGGAUGUCAUGGAGAUGUGCAAUCAGGUUUGUGACCAACAGCAGCGAAAUGUCUCUCAGUACAUGGUGAAGGCGGUGCAACGGUACCGCGAGCAGGUGCAGCGCCUGUCCGUGGCGCUGCAAAAGAUUCCAAACUACCUGGUUAAUUCGACGUACACCUUGUCCUCCACCGCAAUGGAACGACGUGUAGCGGCGGUGUUUGAUGUCUUUGCCGGCUUUUAUGGCGACUCGGAUACGCUGCGGUCUAUGCACGAUCGUCUCGCUAAAGUUACCCUCGCAUCGAACUACAACCGCGAUAAACUUAAUGCGCUGUGCGAAGCCGAAAAAGCCCGGCAGACCGUGACGCAUGCAACCAUCGAAAAAAUAUGGGGAUAUGCACUGCGUGAGAUAGAGGACGAGGCCGCCAUGCAUGCGGCAAGAAGUCUUAAUGUAAACAACAAUUUUUUUGCUUUAUUGCGAGGAGUUGUGCUGCCGGAGAAUUUAAAACCCGCCGAUGACGAUGGGGGCGAUGGUCGACACCGAGGGCUUCGCAGCCUGCUGCGUCUCAAAGCAAAGGAGAACCGCACGAAAGAGAUACAGCAGCACUCAACGAAGCGAGAACGGAGGCUGCGUGAAACAAUGAAUCGCCAGUCCCAGGGCAGCACAACGUCAGGAGGCAAAAAGUUGGACCCUUACCCUGCUGCUGAGGCGCCAAAUGUACUGCUGCCCGUUCCAGCGCUGCAGGAAGUGGAACACGGUCGCGUGCCUCUCCGUGCUGUGCGGCCGCUGGAGAUGUUCAGCGCUGAGCACCCGGAUGCCGAAAUCGCUGCACCAAAUAUUGACAUCACAUCCGCCUUUGCACGCAUUUCAAGGUUGUCGCGUUUAUAUUCUUUGGCAGGCAAUCGACGGCAGAAAAAUGAUGCUUCCAGUGUGUCUUUGGAGGAGCAUGCGCCGGCUGUCGCCAUUGUUGCGCCGGAGACCCCUUUGCACAUGGAAAUGGCAAAGCUUACCCAGCAAUCGGUAGAGCAUUUUAACAAUACCUCCUCGAACGCUGUGGAAAAGGCGAGCGGUGCCUUUUCAGAAGUGGACUGA
This is a messenger RNA of Trypanosoma cruzi, 4953 nucleotides long. RefSeq lists its product as uncharacterized. The coding region runs from base 1 to 4953 and encodes 1650 amino acids. NCBI's taxonomy places the organism in Eukaryota, Euglenozoa, Kinetoplastea, Trypanosomatida, Trypanosomatidae. The record is from RefSeq and is a predicted model, not a curated record. The transcript has a single exon.